Molecule: messenger RNA, 1809 nt
Organism: Coniophora puteana RWD-64-598 SS2
Lineage: Eukaryota; Fungi; Basidiomycota; Agaricomycetes; Boletales; Coniophoraceae
Exons: 5
Coding region: 1-1809 (602 amino acids)
Source: RefSeq, a predicted model, not a curated record
AUGGACGCCCCGCCGCGAUAUAUGAAGACAAUCCUGUCGAAGGGCACACGCAAGCCUACACGCCGACGAUUUGCUGCCCCCAAGAUACCCAAGACUCCAGCCGAGAAGGCAGUCACCAAGACGAAGCGGUCCGCGCGCAACAAAGCCUUCAAGGAAGCCUUGAAGGAAGCGCAAGAAAUGGUUCUGCAGAAGGCCACCUCCAUGCGCGAGAGAUUCGGAGAUCACACCGUCGACUGGUACUUUGAGUAUAUCCUUCAACAGACGCGUAUGGAGCAGAGCAAACGCCAGCCGACCAGUUGGAACGCGUUCGUGCGAUGCACGACGCGUAAGCUAAACGAUGCCCUUCCGCCCGAUGCUCCACAUCUUAGCGCAAGCGACCGGGGACCCGAGCUCAAAGCCCUAUGGGACGCCAUCCCCAAGGAAGAACGCGCCGAGUACGCGAAGGAGAUGCUCGAGGAGCUUCGCGAGGUGCGGGAGAACCAGGACGAGGGUACUCACAACGUUCCCCUGCAGGCCUGGCACGACGCGCAUGCCGUGCUGAAGAAGUGCGAGGGCGAGCUGGACCGAGUAGCCGCGCGCACGGAUACUCGCAUCAUCCUGCUGGCUGUCCGCAGCGACACCACCCACGUCUUGUGGCCUUACAUCUAUAUGUCAACGCCCACCCUCCGUGAUUACUUCUACACCCUCUCUCGUCACACGCCGCGAGAAUUUGCGACAAAGUUAGAGGCUUGCUGCAUCUCCGGUCUUGUCGGGCUUAUUAACAACAGCAAGGAUGAGUUCGCCCUACUCAAGAAGCAGAUCGUCGACUUAGUCCUCAACAAGCUCCGUUUUGCCACGAACCACAACUGGACCCGCACCCCCUACUCCACCUUCGACACCGCGGUCACUGAGAAGUACGGCGUUGUCUACAAGGGAUAUCCCAUCAAAUUCGUCAACCCCUCGACGUUCACGAAUCUCCAAGACCUGCAGGUCACCCUCGGCGCCUGGGAGUCGGGCACUGCAAAGUUCGACAAACUCACGACUGAGGAAUGGGCACAAUGGAAGGCUGAGUUACAGGCGAAGUGUUUCGCGGAGCUCUCUGCCUCGGUAGAGAGCCCUGCCGCUCAUCCGGCCCCUUCCGAGUCCUCCGACGCCGCCAACAUGACACCACCCGCCAUCACGGCUUCCGCCCCUAUUGCCGCCCCGGCCCUCGCGCCUCUUCCUCGCGCCCCCGCUACUGCCAUGUCCCCUGCUCCCGCGGUAUACCCUACCCCGGGCCCUGCUCCCGCGGCAUACCCUGCCCCAGCCCCGGCCUCCAACGCUGGCCCUCCCAUGCAGUUCAUCAUGGCGGGGCCGAAUGGAAGAGCAGUCAAGAAGGGCCGCCCUGCUACUCAACGGAAGCGGAAGAAGGACAGCCAAGGGGCUGCCACAGCCCCCGCUGUCAACGGCUCGCAACUCCCGGUCCCCGGUACUCCAAGUGCCGGACACCUCGGCGUUCAGACGCUCAGCAACACGGCCACCGUGCUGCUCCCCGAGUCAAACGUGCAGCAGCAGCUCAGCCCCGCCUUCCACCACACCACGGCCCCUGGGACUCAACCCAACACGCUCACACUAUCCCAUCACGCUCCCUUCACGGCUCAGGAAUACACGGCUCUCGACCUCGGCCUUAUCACUCCUGCCACUCGUCAACAGAGUGGUGGUAUGGACUUAUCAAUUCCCUUGUACUCUGGAUAUGACGAUUAUAAUGUUGGUGCUUCAGUGGACCCAUCUAAUACCAAUGCUCUAUAUAUUCUUAAUGGUUUUGAUCCCUCAGUAGCUUAUAAUACGUAG